Benincasa hispida (wax gourd) is the source of this 1017-nucleotide messenger RNA. RefSeq lists its product as uncharacterized. NCBI's taxonomy places the organism in Eukaryota, Viridiplantae, Streptophyta, Magnoliopsida, Cucurbitales, Cucurbitaceae. The record is from RefSeq and is a predicted model, not a curated record.
CGCACCCGCUCUCUCAAUACCUUCCAUCUUCAACAACAUCUCUUAACCCUUAACCCUCAAAUGAGCCCCAUCAAUCACCACCACCAACAUUUCUCCAAAUCCACCACCUCCUCCCCCGUCACAACCACCACUUCCACCACCACCACCCAAGCCUGCGCCGCCUGUAAGUACCAACGCCGUAAGUGCGCUCCCGAUUGUAUUCUCGCCCCUUAUUUCCCUCACGAUCGCCAACGUCAAUUCUUAAACGCUCAUAAACUCUUCGGCGUUAGCAAUAUUACUAAAAUUAUCAAAAAUCUCGAUCCCUUUGAGAAGGAAGAAGCAAUGCGUACCAUUAUUUUUCAAUCCGAUGUUCGAUCUAUUGAUCCUGUUGGUGGAUGUUAUCGGAUUAUUCGGGACCUUCAACGCCAAAUUGAAUAUAGCAAAGCGGAGCUUGAGAUCGUGCUUCAUCAAUUGGCGAUUUGUAAGCAGCAGGCCGCUGCUGCUGCGGCUGCUGCGGCUGCCGCGGCCAUUCUGGAGGCCGAUCCGAUGAGUGGAUACGGCGGAAUUGAGCAUCAAUUUGUGGAAGGAUAUGAAGGGGAAGGGUUUGUGGUUGGGGAAAAUGAGAAUGGAGAGAGUUUGGAAGAUCAGGAUGUGGAGGUUUGGGGAAUUCAAGAUUCCUGUUCUUCCUUGCAAUUGAAACAAGCCGGCUCUGUUCAUGAUUUUCAUGAUAUCAAGAUCGAUUCUAAUAAUCAUCAUCAUCAACAUCAAGAACUUCUUAAAUUUCAACACGAUCAUCAUCACGAUCUGGUUCAUCAGAGCGAAGAACCUAUGCUGAAGAUGGACAAUGUGAUAUUGAAAGAAGAUUCUGACCCAAUACAACAGGCUCAAGAUCAAGAACUUAAAGGUGCAGUAGUAGACACUUUAUUUACCUUCCCAACUUGUGAUACUUAGCUUCAAGCCAGCCCUUUCUCCUUUUCCACUAUAGUAGUUUUCUUUAAUUAUUUAGUCCAUUAAUGCCUUUGAAGAAGACAAUGUGUA